This is a messenger RNA of Armigeres subalbatus, 3719 nucleotides long. RefSeq lists its product as uncharacterized. The transcript has 3 exons. The coding region runs from base 2221 to 3420 and encodes 399 amino acids. The record is from RefSeq and is a predicted model, not a curated record. NCBI's taxonomy places the organism in Eukaryota, Metazoa, Arthropoda, Insecta, Diptera, Culicidae.
CUUUCUGCGUUAGCGGUCGAGAAUCUUUCCACUUGGUGGUGGAGGCUAUAAUAAGUUGAAUUUUAUUACAAGUUCAUCUCGCACUGAGCGGAAGCAGAAGUGUUCCGAGCAACUGUGUCAGAGUGAUUCCAAACGAUACGAAUGAUUAGGGAAGGGGUUCAGUGAAGACCUGGCGAAGAAUUUUCCACCCAGCUCUGGAAUGAAGGAGUUGAAGGACGUGAAAAUUUGCUGAAGAUCUGGAAGUCUGUGUGCAGUGACUAAGAAGUUGGGGGACCGCAAAUUGUUCAUAUUUGGGAGGCGUUGAACAAGUGGCCGAAUUUAGAAAGUAUGGCUUUUCCGAUAGUUUUUAAUUGUCCGGGCGUGAAGUGAGUGAGUUGUAUCAACGGUCUGGAAGAUGUCCCACCGAGGACAACGGUGCGGGACUUCGCGCGAAUGGGUCACUUUGGUACCAGUAGUCCCAUAAAAUCAAGUACAAUUUGUUAUGUAAACCUCGCUCGCAGUUUGACGAAGAGGACAACGGUGCGACCGACGGCUCUCCAUCUCGGGAACGCGCGAGAUCGCACUUUUACUUUGGCUCACCGCGGUCGACAACGACGGCCAAGACCCAGCUUCUGUACCGAGAAGAGCUCUCAUUGAAAGCCGAUUGGGUAUUUUGAGAAAUUAGUGUCGAACGGCUUACUUUGUGACUUAAUUCUGUGUUUUGCGUCUACGGCCGGCGUUUCAAAUUUGCCGAGUUAUUUUAACUCUUCCUUUUUGGCCCCGAAUUUCUGUGGGCAGCUUAUCGAGUGACGGCGUACUGUGCUGCGGCGGUUGCAAACUCAGGGUCAACUUCCGCGGACGGGAGAUCCUCGGAUCACGUGAGACACGAAAACGGUGCAAUCUGCGGAUCCGACGAACGUUAUAUCCUGUGCGGGUGUGUCGAAGGUGUUAUCAUUUUCUCGACGAAUUAGUUUCUGUGUUUUCCAAACGGCGUUCCGUUGUUAAGGUAUUCGCGCUAUCUGAUUCAAUUAAAAACGACAAACACAUUCUCGCAGCCGUGGAUGCGAUUUGUGCGCGUCUCUCCAAUUCUCUUAUCGGCCGGUGGAGCCUCGGCUGUAGCGUGUAGAGGUAGAGUGCGAAUAUUUCGGCGGUUGUUUAUUUUUUGCCAAAGCGAAGAAAGUGCCCCAAGGAGAAGAAGAGUUGACCGAAAAAGGGGUUCACCGUGUGUCGGUGGCUAAUCAUCAUCCGAACGCGAGAAGCGGUGGUGUGAUUGCGGUGCGGAAACACGUUCGUACUUUGUUGCACAAGAGGAGGUGUCUCUUAUCAGCGGCGGUAGUGCUGCGAAUAGCGCACCUUGCACCCCGUGUACUGCUCUAUCCGGUAGAAGCAUAGACGUUGUUCGGUGACUCGUUCGAAUCGAAUGGUGCGUGGAGCGGCGCAGAAAUCGCUGGAAAGGCCGAUGGUAGUGAUAGUGCGAGCUGUGCAACGUUAUCGAUUGGACGAAGAAACAGAAAAACGUUUGCGCAGCGUGACGAAUGAUGAGGCAGGCGCAACCUCACCAAGCAGAGCUAUUGAAGAACGAAGCUAUUCAGAGGUGUGAUGCGGAACGGUCGCUAGUGCGAAUCUUAAACUGAAACUCGUGCAGACAGCAGACGACGACACAUCACACUCAAAAUCGAAUUCUAGUUUGAAGUGCGUGCUCCUCGGUGAGUGAGUGCCCCCAACUUUCCCGUGCCCAGAUUUUACUCAAACCAGAAGCGAUUGUACAUACGGGGGCCAGCGGGAAACAGAAGAAAAUUCUCAAUCUAGUGGGGCCCUCGAUUUGACGGCGGAAUGUUGUUGCCUCGUGUCAGUGUCAGUAGGUGAUGGGCGACAAGAAAGCGAAAACCCAGUGCAUGGCGUUGCACGGUCCCAAUCGGAAGUGUGUAGAAUUCGUGUCAGUCGGGUAACAGAAUAAAAAAAAAGUUCUAACGGAAGACGGGUACGGCCGGGGAGUUGGGCGAAGGGUUGAAUUCUGAGUGAGCGAGAGCAAUGGGCGGUCAACGACUGGGGACGUAUCUGCCGUACAAUCGCAAGCGUGAAAACCAAGUGCUUCCCGAUCGACAUCAGCAUUGUGGGUUGAUGGUAACCUGAAAGCAACUGACGAAGGGGGGAAAGUUUUGAUUGAAAUAUUAUUUUUUCCGCGAAGAAGACCGCAUUGUUAGUUUUCUAAGAUAGGCGUCGACGAGUGUACAUUUGUUGAUGAUCAGUGGAAGACUUCGACGGAGGGCCCUGGCCCUGCUGGGAGCCCUCCUGCUGGUCAUUUUGAUAUGGCCUCCGUGUUGUGCGACGAUGCCGAAACCACUGCCAGCCGUGAUGCCAACCGUUCCGGAGAUAGACCUCCCCUCGGACCCGGUGCCAGCGGUUUCCAUUGCCAGCCCCAUCCAGCAUCAGACAAGUGCCAACAAGAGCCGCAAAGUGAGCGAACUCAGUCGCUUCAUGAACGUACUCCUGGUGGGGAACUACGAGGAUGGUGGUGACACCGGAGGAAGCGAACUGCACCACAACUCGACUCAGACCGUCGGCAGCCGUGUUAGAACUGCGAACUCAAGCAGCAGCCAAAACCGAACAACACUAAAUUUACGACGGCCUGAAAAUAACACCGCCGGUUAUUCAAUUGAGAGCUCAAUCGAUAAAAAUAAAUCAAAUCUACAACAAACCGCUGACUCUACUCCCGUGCAACGAGUGAAGUUAGAUAACAACGCUGACGAUGACGCCUCAACCGGCAGCCCCAACGCCGAAACGAGGAUGCUCGACGCUCGUUAUCACGCGGAGCCACCACAACAGCAGAUAACGCACAAUCCUACCAUUUACAGCAUUCUGUCGCACAGAAUGUUCCCUCCGCUGGCAUCGUCAUCGUCGGCGGCGAUUCCACAAGUUCGCAGCACAGAUGAUCACCAACCUGCGGUGCUGCCUAUUCGAAACGAGGUCGACGACCGCGGCGACGACCAAAACGCCGUCAAUCAAUCAGUAUUCAAUCCCGCCGCUGCGUUCAUCUCCGACAUCUCCCCCGACGAGGAUGGCCACCGAUCGGACCACUCGGGGCCAGUUCUGUCGAGGGUCGGCCGGAGUGCCUCUCCGCCCCAUCACCAUCGGCACCAGCACCAUCUGAGCGGUAAUGGAACCCUAAUGGCACCUGGCAGCGGUGGGCGGGGACGGGGUGCGGGACGCCACCACCAUCACCAGCAGCAGCAACACCACCGCAAUGGAUCGGCCGGCGGCGGUGAUUCGUCCAAUCUAGAACGCAACGAACGAUCGGCAAAUCUGUCGCACAUUACUGGCGCGAACCGCAAGAUUCAGCUCUACAUCAAAAAUCGAUACCUGCAGCUGCUGGCCGACGGGACCGUCAAUGGGACGCACGACGAUCAGAGCGAUUUCAGGGAGCUCGCAGAGGUGGUUUAGCUCGAUAGCUCGUCCCAUCCCGUUUGACAACGCAGCGUGACUACGAGCUGCCUUUUGCAUGGUGACACGGCGAGUUGGUAUGUCUGUCGAACUCUGCCGCCAGGUGUUGAUAAGUAUCACUCAUUGACGCUUGUUUUUGCAUAAAUUGGGUGCAUAUUUUGCAUUCCUGCGGUGAGACUGAUGGGGUAAGUGGAGAAGCUGUCGAUAAGCAUGAAACUCGUCUUCGUCGCUUCCCGCAACAGGGUUGGAUUGAGGGAGAUAGCAACUUUUGGAUAAUUUACCGACACAAAAAAUGAAUU